AUGGCAGGUUUAGUCUCCUCUGUGGGUUUAGUGGUGAUGCUCAAGGCUCUUAUGCUUGCCCAUGGCCAGCAUGCAGUGUUUCUGGGGAUGACGGUGUUGGUAACAGUGAUCGCGGCUGACUCACCUGUUGCAGAUGAGUCGCUGCUGGCCUCCACAAACCAGCCCAUGGGAUUACCUGGACACGGUCAAAGUUCAACUGGGUUCAAACCAUCAGCCUCACCAGCCUCGUAUUAUGCUGCCUUUGAGAGCCCAGACUCACCUGGUGCCCUGCCAUCCAUUUCUGAACCAAACCAUGAAGUUAGGACUGCCGACAUCACACAUUAUCAGUCGGGACGUGUCGCUUUUGAAAACUCCAAAUCCUCCACAGCAAGUGAAGCCCUCGCAGAAGAACCACAACCUCUGGCCAGUCUAUCAUUAAGCCCCUCUGAACCUAUAAUGGGGUCUAGACCACAAUCUGAGGCAGCUAAGUUCUUCACGGACUGGAAGCUGGCCAGGGCAAAGCCGGCUACGCAAUCUUUCUCUCUCUCCCCAACUCCUACAGGUUUCCAGCUGCAGCCUCAGUCAAAUACAUCCAAGGCAUCAUUAAGCCCCUUUGCUUUUACAAGGUCAACGUCACCUCAGCUAGAUCCUAACUCUGAGCAGAAAACAAUCAACAAGCAGCAGGGUGAUGCAUCAGAGCAAACAAAGGAAAUCAUGACCUCAUUUCCUGCUCAGCCUCUUGAGCCCCAUAAACUGUCUUACGCUGACUUUGCGGCAGAUGAAUCUUUUAGUAAAAUCAUGGAUGUGAACCAGCUGAGCCCCAGCAGCGCCCCUUUGAAGAACAACAAACCAACACGUGACAUAAACAUGAUACCGAACCCAGAUGAUAUUCUGGCCCCUGGCUACAAUGUGCCUUUCAUCGACCCCCACCCUACAUCACCUUCAUCUGAACCCACUGAGGUCCCUCCAGAGGACUUCUACCCCACCAACACCAUGGACGUGGACUGGGGGUCUGGAGACUACUUGGAGACGAUGUCAUUCUUAAAUGCAGAAGGAGAGGACUACUCUCUGGUCACAAAGGUGCCAUCUGACUCGUAUGAUAUGGAGGACUAUACAGAAAGCUAUGACACAUCCUUCCCACCCAGAGUAGGCAUUUCCCCUUCGUCUAUGCAUCAUCUUGAUGUCUCACGUUCUCCCGGCCUCACCACAGCCUACAGAACCAUUGUUCCACUUAAAACCAUUGAUCCUUCCUCUUUGUCUUCUACAAUUCAUUAUAUGCUCGACCCUACUCCCACAGCUAACAUCGAUAUACCCGACGCAUCAGACAUAGAUUGGCCCGAUGCUUUCACGAUUCAACCGACAGAUGUUCUCUUACCUGACAUGAACAGCAUGGAGUAUUACGUCACUCAGUUGACCAAGGAGAACAACCGUUCAGACACCGGAGCUGAACACAGAGGGAACGUUACCGUGGUAUCCAUUGGUGCUACAGACAUCACACCCACAGGCAGCGUCAGGAAUGAUACCAAAUUGACUGAGGAUGGGUCCUCUGGUGAUCUGUCAGGGUUUGAGCCUAAAGAUGAACCAACCCCAGUAGGAACCACAGAGGAAAGUCCUCAGCUGGUCAGUGCCUCUGAGCCUUUUCUGGAUCCGUCCAUAGUCCCAACCCACUUCUUUGAUCCAUCUUCUAUUGUCUGGGAUGGUCGAGUGUCCACCACAGAUUGGUCUGGGCAUACUGUAACUAUUGGCCUGGACAGCACUGUGUUAACAGAAGCUAUGCUACCCAGUGCAACACCUUUGCUGCCAGAUGAUGUCCUAUUUGCCUCCUCUCUGACAGAUGUCCAUUGGUUUAUUACAGAGUCAUUCCCAUCAACUACCAUACACACCACUCCUUUCUUAACUCCAACCAUAGCCUUCUCCCCUGUUCCCACCGAACCUGCUGCCAACACCACGGUUGGUAUGACAGAAUUAACUCCCCAAGACUCUACUUUCACAACUGAACAAACUCUCAAUGUAACUUUAGUUUCAACUGAACCCGCAUCUAACAUCACUUUGGGCCCUCCGGCCGUGUUGGGUGAUCAGGGGGUGACUGAAGAUCGAGUUGACAUCACAGCCACAGUGACCUUGAUUCCAACUAGCAGUGAAGCUAAUACAGACUCUGCUGUACCCAAAACCAAAGCUGCCACCACUACUUCUCAUCAAGCCACAACUGGAACUACUGCCGCCACUGAAGCCUCAACUAGUGUCAACAUCAAGUCCACCACCAGUGGAAGGACCACAACAACAGCACCAACGUCAAGACCGUACCUCUGCAACCUUGACAGGCCUGCUUAUUUAGUCAAAAUUGGUUUUCCUUCGGGGGCCACUGUUGGAUAUGCCAAAUCUCAAGUGAGAGACAUACUGAAAGGGGAAUACAACAAAUCUAUGGAGCUGCAGGUUGUGGAUCCCCCACCAAAGUUUGUGUUUCGGGUGGUGUCUGGUCCAGUGGUGUACACAGCCAUAUCUGUCAUCAAUGCUCUGCGAAGGUCUGGACGCCGCUUCCUGUCUCUGUCUCCCAACUGGAUAACACCAGACCGUAAAUAUCAAGUCCACACAGUGCUGCAGUUUGUUCCCGGUCACAUAGACGUGCGGUUCUGCAACUUUAGUGAGAGCAUGGAGAAAGGUUUGACCAUGGCCUUUGCAGAAGUGCGUAGGCGCUCAAAGGAGUCAACCAACUUCACAGUGCAGAUUGUGAACAUCACCAUGGCUGCUCCUAAAUAUCAGGAACAAAGACUGGUGAGACAACCAGUGGACUUGACCUUCACAGUGCACGGUUCAAGGGGUUAUCUGGUGGGGUCAGAGGUCAGCAAUGCUCUGAUGAAGCUCACAAUGGUGGAAUUCAGCUAUUACAUGGGCUUUCCUGUACUGCAGAUUGCUGAGCCUUUCCAUUAUCCAGAGUUGAAUACCAGCCAGUUGCUUCGCUCCUCCUGGGUUAGAACAGUGCUCCUGGGUGUGCUGGACCAGAAAGUGGGUGAGAGGACCUUCCAGGCCAACAUGGAGCGCCGGGUGGCCAUGUUACUCGGGGAGGCAACUGGAUUAAUCAGACGUGUUAGGAGAGCUACCCUUAUAGGCAACAGCAGUGUUCAGGUUGUAAGUGCGAGCCGGCUGGAGGGUGCGGACCAUCCCUUGGAGGUAGUGUAUUUCGUGGAGGAUCCUAGUGGUCAGAGGAUGCCUGCAGCUCAAACAGCCAACCUACUCAACAGCCUGGACGUUCAAAGGGCUGCCAUCGUCUUGGGAUAUCGUGUCCAGGGCAUUUUGGCACAGCCUGUAGAGAAGGUGGCGUCAGCACCUUCUGACGCUGAGAACACCAACACGUGGAUCGUCAUUGGGGUUGUGAUUCCACUCAUCGUUGUCAUCAUCAUUAUUUCCAUCCUGUACUGGAAACUGUGUCGAACAGACAAGCUGGAGUUCCAGCCAGACGCCAUGACCUCCAUCCAGCAGAGACAGAAGCCUACUACCUCCUUCAGAGAAUCAAGGACCUCUCUUCAGCAGACUCUUCCUCCCACUAAAAAGAAUAUAGAUUUUAGUGAGGAGGAAGAGGGGGAGUAUGAGGAAGAAGAAGAGGAGUAUGAAGAAGAGGAGGAGGAGGAGGAGGAGGUUAAAAGAGGGAAGACACCAGUAGCUCUUCCAAAGAGCAAAGGGACAAUGAGCAGUGAGGAGGAAGAAGAAGAGGAGGAAGAGGAAGAAGAAGAAGAGGAAGAAGAAUUAGAGGAGGAGGAGGAGGAGGAGGAAGAAGACAAAGAUGAGGAAAAGGAGAAAUUUCAAAAGAAAGGAGUUGAACAAGAAGAACAAAAAAGACAAGAGAGCAAAGCAAUGAUAAUGAAAACUGGGGUGACGAAGAAAGAAGACAAAAUGAAAGUAUCAACUAAAGGGAGGAGAGCCAAGGACGAGCUGCAGGCUCCCAGUGUGAAAGGAUUUGACUUUGCCAAGCUGCACCUUGGCCAGCACAGUAAGGAUGAUGUCAUGGUGAUCCAGGAGUCUGUCCCGUCGGGGCCGGGCCCUGGGCCCCUCCCCCUGUCCCUUAAAGAUGGCCUCAGUCCAUCUGAGAACGGGGAGAUCCCCACACCCAUGUCCAAAACCUCCACCAAGGCGUCCCGCAGUGGUCGAAGACGAGAAAGGAUCUCGCCGUCUGACGGUGACUCUGUGGUAAGUGACCGUUCCAGCGAGCGUGAAUCAACUGAGGAGAACUCGAGAGCCCACGCCACGCCCAACGACAGCAAGCAGACCCGUAAGGUCCCCAUCAAUGUUUUAAAUGGCAAGAAUAGAAUUGGUCCUCCUCCUAUGAAUGGUACAAAUGAGCAGCUGUCCUCAGCCUCCAUCUUUGAACAUGUUGAUCGGAUGUCUCGUGCCACAGAUGCAAGCAGGAGACUCCCCAAUAAAAUCCAGCUUAUCGCCAUGCAGCCCAUGCCUGUCCCACCGCUGUACAGCCCACCCAUCAACGGAAAACUGUCUGACACCAACCAAAUCAACAAAGAGAUCCAGGUAGCAUUGAGGCACAAGUCAGAGAUCGAGCACCACCGUAACAAGAUACGUCUGCGUGCCAAGAGGAAGGGCCACUACGACUUCCCCACUAUGGAUGACAUGACGAAUGGCCCCGGAGAUGCGAAGGACCCGGAUCGCAUCUAUCAGAAAGCACAGUUACAGAUCGAUAAGAUCCUGGACCCGGAUGCCCAGAUGCCCCCCAUCUACAUGGAAUCCAAGAAAAGCGGUCGUGGUAGGCGCUCUCCCAAACAGAGAAUGAAGGGCCAGCUAAAUGGAGGCCUAAUGGAGGCAGACAAAGACCACCUCAUCACCGAAGACACUGAUGCUGUUUACAGAAAGUGUCCCGGAGUCAACAACGUGGCCUACGUAUCGGACCCUGACCAAGGUCCAGGAUCCCCUCACGGGAGCCCCUCCCCCACCGAUGACGUCUUCAUGGGUCCCGCUUCCUCUCCUCCAGGCCAUGCCCCUCCCCCACCCCCCUACAUGCCUCCACAGCCGUCCAUUGAGGAGGCGCGGCAGCAGAUGCACUCCCUGCUGGACGAUGCCUUUGCCCUAGUGUCGCCCACCUCUCAGGGCAGCACAGCAGGGAUCACUCUCCCCGGGGUCAACACCAACCCGCCUGUCUCCAGCCCUCCAGGCCGUGGCUCCAGACCCUGGGGUCCCUCUUACCAGGGUCUCGGUCCUUUCCCUGGUAGGUUCACUGAUCUGAACUUGUCCCCUCCUCCUGUCCAAGGCCUGACGCCAAGGCAGGGCCUUGGCUCGAGCUAUCUGCCACCAGGAGAAACUGCAGGGCAGAGUGAGCAGUUCCAGCCAGACAGCCUGUACUCCAGCAGGGGCCUCUACGCUGAUGAGCUGCCCUCAUCUGCCAGACCGCGACCAGUAGGGGGAACUACAGGCGCCCAGCUCCAUCAUCUUACACAGGUGGGAUUGUCCAGCCGGAUGAAUGGUUACCCAGCAGGGGUCAGGGCGGCUCCAGGGCAGAACGGAGGCAUCGGCUGGAACCACUACCAUGGUGACCACUUCUCCAGGACGGAGCCUGAAAAAGAUGCAUUCCUGGACUGUCCUGACUACACGUCCUCCUCUGUCUUCCAGACGCCCAGAAGUGGUAUCAGGGAGCCUUCUGCGCCCCCUGUCCACCUGGACACCACAGGAUAUCUGUCAGCCCCACCUCCCCUGGAUACGUCUCCUCCUACCCACUCCUCUGCUUCCCUGAUCAAGGCCAUCAGGGAGGAGCUGUUGCGACUCUCCCAGAAACAGGCAGCUGUGCCCAGCUACCACAGCUGA
Molecule: messenger RNA, 5781 nt
Organism: Anoplopoma fimbria (sablefish)
Lineage: Eukaryota; Metazoa; Chordata; Actinopteri; Perciformes; Anoplopomatidae
Product: UPF0606 protein KIAA1549
Exons: 23
Coding region: 1-5781 (1926 amino acids)
Source: RefSeq, a predicted model, not a curated record